GGGCCGGCAGCCCCCACCCGAGCCAGGACACAGCACCAGGGACACAGCACCCAGGGACACAGCACCCAGGGCCACAGCACCUGCUCUUUCUGUCCUCAGUGCCAUGGGGCUCAGCGACGCAGAAUGGCAGCUGGUGCUGAACAUCUGGGGGAAGGUGGAGACCGACCUCGCCGGCCACGGGCAGCAAGUCCUCAUCAGUCUCUUUAAGGGGCACCCUGAGACCCUGGAGAAGUUUGACAAGUUCAAGCACCUGAAGUCGGAGGACGAGAUGAAGGCCUCGGAGGACCUCAAGAAGCACGGCACCACGGUGCUCACGGCGCUGGGCGGCAUCCUCAAGAAGAAGGGGCAGCACGAGGCGGAGAUCAAGCCCCUGGCCCAGUCGCACGCCACCAAGCACAAGAUCCCCAUCAAGUACCUGGAGUUCAUCUCGGAAGCCAUCAUCGAGGUCCUGAAGAGCAAGCACUCCGGGGACUUCAAUGACGCGGCCCAGGGCGCCAUGCGCAAGGCGCUGGAGCUGUUCCGGAACGACAUCGCGGCCAAGUACAAGGAGCUGGGGUUCCAGGGCUGAGCCCCGAGGCGGCCUGGGCCCCCGGGUUGGGUGGGCACCGAGGGCCGUGGUGGCCGAGUACUGCGUGUGUGUGUGUGGUGUGACCGCUUGCUUAGGGGAGGUGGCCGGGAGGCGGCCGGUGGGCGCCCCAGAGGAGUGUCACCGCCCUGGGAACCGGCCAUCGUGGCCUGCUGACCGCAGCCGCCGGGCUGGGUGGCCUCGUGUCUCUCUGGCCAGAUCCCACCGCAGCUCCCCCAGCCCCCCAGCCGCUUCUCCUCCCUCCCCUGAACCCCAGAGCCAGCCAUCAGCCCCCCGCUGCCUGGAGUCUCUGACCCCUCACCUACAGAUGUCCCUUUGUGAGGGGGAAGCCCGGGCAGUGGGGGCGGCCAGGUUCCUGGGCACGCAUGGCCUCCGGGAUGGGCUGACCCUCCUGGUUUUAAUAAAACACUUGCAACCUCUC
Urocitellus parryii (Arctic ground squirrel) is the source of this 1007-nucleotide messenger RNA. It is a transcript of the gene Mb, whose product is annotated as myoglobin. Lineage: Eukaryota; Metazoa; Chordata; Mammalia; Rodentia; Sciuridae. Gene Ontology annotation, cellular component: extracellular exosome. The record is from RefSeq and is a predicted model, not a curated record. Gene Ontology annotation, molecular function: heme binding; oxygen binding. Gene Ontology annotation, biological process: oxygen transport.